Messenger RNA from Agelaius phoeniceus (red-winged blackbird), 6948 nucleotides. It is a transcript of the gene RAB21, whose product is annotated as RAB21, member RAS oncogene family. The record is from RefSeq and is a predicted model, not a curated record. Gene Ontology annotation, biological process: Rab protein signal transduction. Lineage: Eukaryota; Metazoa; Chordata; Aves; Passeriformes; Icteridae. Gene Ontology annotation, molecular function: GTPase activity; GTP binding.
GGCGGCGCCGCGGUGCGGCCCGUUGAUGUGAGGCGCGGCUCGGCGGCGGGGCGCGGAUGGCGGCGGGGGCCGGCGCGGCGGCCGGGGGCCGCAGCUUCUCCUUCAAGGUGGUGCUGCUCGGGGAGGGCUGCGUGGGCAAAACCUCGCUGGUGCUGCGCUACUGCGAGAACAAGUUCAACGAUAAGCACAUCACCACCCUGCAGGCAUCUUUUCUUACGAAGAAGCUAAAUAUUGGUGGAAAAAGAGUAAACCUUGCAAUAUGGGAUACAGCUGGUCAAGAAAGAUUUCAUGCAUUGGGGCCUAUCUACUACAGGGACUCUAAUGGCGCUAUUCUAGUAUAUGAUAUAACAGAUGAAGACUCUUUUCAAAAGGUAAAAAACUGGGUUAAGGAAUUAAGAAAAAUGUUGGGAAAUGAAAUCUGUUUAUGUAUAGUAGGUAACAAAAUAGACUUGGAAAAAGAGAGACAUGUUUCAGUGCAAGAAGCAGAAAUGUAUGCCGAAUCUGUUGGAGCAAAACAUUAUCAUACAUCAGCUAAACAGAACAAAGGAAUUGAAGAACUGUUUCUUGACCUUUGCAAAAGAAUGAUAGAAACUGCUCAAGUGGAUGAAAGAGCAAGAGGCAAUGGCUCCAGUCAGUCAGGAAUAGCAAGGCGAGGUGUACAGAUCAUUGAUGAUGAACCACAAGUACAGAGCAGCGGAGGGUGCUGUUCUUCUGGAUAAUUAUAAAACUGUGCAUCACUGCCCUCUCAAUAUGAAGACUGCCAUAUUCCAAGUCACACAUUCUUUACCAAUGGAGUAAUAGAAUUAACAGUAUUUAAAAAUAAUCACAUGUAACACUGCAGAGACCUUAAGUGCUAAACUAGUGGCGUCUGUGACCAGAGAAUUGGCGUUUUCUACAGUGGUUAACAAAGCAAUUACCAAUGGCCUUUUUACAUAUUUUUCUUUAAUGAGGAAUAAUAUGCAUGUAGAAAAGACCUACUUAAAGGCUUCAUUUAUAUUCUUUUAAAUCAGAUCAUUAUUUAAUAACUUAUAUACAUUGUUGUUGGAAUGGUAUACGUUUUUGCAGCUCUUUGUACUUUGUGGUAGAUGGAAUUGUAUCACUUCUAAAAUGCAAAUUGAUUUUUUUUUAAAUUAGCAGAUAUCUGAAUUAAUAUUUUUGCAGGGCCUCUACAAGCCUAUAACUCAACUACUUUGAUAUAUUCUGUUCAUCUGUAUGCCAAGCUGAUAAAAUACAUUGUAAAUUACAUAUUAAAUAUUUUAUCUGCUUUUACAGUUGCAGGUGCAGAAAUAUGUACAUCAGUCUUGUCUGUGAUCGUGAAGUGAAUAAGUCAGUGAAAGAUGCAAGCUUUUCAUGUGCACUGUUAAAUUGCUCAUUCUAUUCCCCUACCUGAAAACAGCUUUUUUUGAGUACAUCCAUAGCUACAGCAAUUCUUUAAUCCAUUUCUGGCAAGCAGCAGUAUUUAGAGUAUCCCCUUACUGGAAGAGAAUGCUUCUGUAAACUGCUGUUUAACAUUGAGGCGUUUGACUUGCAGCUAAAACAGUUGGUGCAUGCACAUACCUUGCCUCUGCAGUUACUUUGUUCUCUCAGAAGAUCCCCAGAAAGUCAAAGCAACCUUAGCCCUCAUCUAUCUGGUAGCCAGUAAACCAGAUGCAUGGGAAACUCUUUAGCUGCUCUAAUACAUUUGUUUCCAAAGACAGCAUUAUAAACUAUUCAUGAGCAUAUUUUUCUUCCCUGUAGGGCUUGAGUGAACAAUUAAUUGACAUUAACUAGAACUUCUAAUUUGGAGUGAUUAAAUUGAAGAUGUGAAACUUGCCAGAUGUAGCUGUAACUAAGGGGAUUCUAGGCAGAAUUGAACUUAUUCCUAACUUGCUCUUUCUCUUGUAAAGUGUUUUGAAAAAGCCCAUUUAAGUUUCAGGAGGAGGGUUUUCAGAAAAAAAAUGUGUGAACUACUGUCACAAAAGAACACAAGUGGUGGUAGCUGAAAUUUCAAAAUGUUUUGUGCUCUGACUUUUUUUACUUGUCAUGCUUGGAAAAACAGUAAAGGUGAUGUCUAUGACAAAGUAGAAUAUCCUUGGCCUUCCUUUUUCUGAAGGGUAGAUUUAGUAUUGCAUAUGAAUGCACUGAAUGGUGUGGGUAUGUUCUGAUAGACAAAAAAGUAGUAGUAAUGAAAUAAUCUGUGUAAGAAGUGUGCUGUCUUCAAUCUGAUUUUUAUUUUCUCUGAAAUACUAGAGGGCUUUGAUACAGACUGAUCCUGGUGCAUUUUCUCCUUUCCUGCCUUAACUGUAGUGUAGAUACUUUUUCUUAGACCACCAUUGCUGUGUUCUUCUGAUGUGUUUGUGUGCAUGAUGGAGAAAGGUGGUCUGUUCGUGGUAGUGAAGAUCAAGUUUCUUGGCUGUGCAGAGCUUUGGUGUGAACCUAAAAUCUGUGAUUAUAUGUGUCAACAUGUAGCAACACUGUUACCUUUCACAUAUCUAACGACAGUGAGCUCUGACAAAGUUGAAAAUCAGAUCAGUUUGAUCUAACACUGGUAUCUGACAAUCAGCCUUGUAAGUGAUACAGUAUAUGAAGAGUGAAAUUGUCAAGUCUUGACGUUCAAGAAUGGAAUUGCCUCAGAAUAGGAGUUUCAGGUUUUUUGAUUCAAAUUUAGUUUUUUCCAUCUCUGCAAAUAAAACCCUGAACAGCCCAACUUCAACUAGACAUAGUUGAAGCAGUGUGUAGAAUGUAUCUUUCUGCCUGCAGCUAAACAGUUUUUUAGUGUAUUGUGUGGUAGGGGCAUCCCAUUUGACUUCUGUCAAUUACAAAACUAAUGAAGGCAUGUUGAUACUAGCUCUUAAGUCUCUUAUGGAAUUAAAACUAUUACUACUGAAAACUUAGGUGGGGAUAAAGAAGUCUACAAUUUUGUAAUACUAAAAAGGUUCUGGUUGCUAUUAGUGAAAUAUUUAUAAAAUAAAUUCUCAAGUUACUUUUCUUACUUAAGCUACAACAUAAAUAUUCACUGGAAACCUUCCUGUCUAAGCUGUGGUUUGGUUGGAUUUGAUUUAUGAGACUUAAAACCUGUGUUUGCAGGGUAUCAUUGUAUAACUGGAUGAAAGUAUAGCUUUGUGAAGUCAGGGAAGCUGGUUGAAGAUUAGACAGAAGUUGAAAACAUGAAUUGUUUAGACUAAUUUACAUAAGACUUCAACUAUUCAUUGUUAGCAGACAAAAUACAACAGUUCCAGGAAAAAGCAUCUUUGUCAAAGAUACCAAGAACGUUCUUUGCACUUGAUAUACAGAAAAGCACAAAUAGCUUGGUUUGCUAUAUUUGAGCAGGAUCUUACUCAAGUAACCUGGUAACUAGUAUGUGAGUUGUUUUUCAAGAGUCUUGAAUCUUGCAUUUGAUCUGGAUUGCCUGGUUUGUGCAUCUAAAGGAGAACUGUUUUCUUGUUGCUGAUUUCUGCGGCUGUAAACAAGUAAGCUAUUUUUCAUUCUUCUGAGAAGUGAAAGAGAAGAGGCUGCCUGUCUUUAGGAAGUACCUCUGUUGUGGGGCAGAUAGCCAGACGCCCACUACAGCACUGUAAAUCAACACUGAGCACACUUCCUCAGGGUGUAUCUUGACAGAGAUUACUCACAUACAUACUAAAAUAAAAUGUAACUUUGUACAAUACCUUUCUAAAACAACUUUUAAGUGCUUGCUCACAGUCUUGAUGCUGCUACUAUGAAUACAUGAGCUGCCUAUGAAACUUUAUCACUUGCUGAAAUAAAAUCCAACAAGCCAAAGUCCAACAGCUUUAAUGCAGCAGUAUGUAUCUCUGCUGAGUGUUAUUUAUGGGCACUGUAUACUGCACUUAGACUUUACUUCAGAAGCUAUAAAAGAUGGGAUAGACUGAUUCAGACAAGGACACACAAAUUCAGAUGUAUCAUAUUUGGACAUGACUGUAACUAGCUGCAAAGACUGGGAGAGAUGGCUUUAUCUGGCUAGCAGUGAUCUUGCACAUGAUUCCAAAAUGGGGGUAUCCAAUGGCCAGAUUAACUGUAUGAGAUGGUCUUUUGAAGCAGUCAAGUAAUUGAGUGUUACCUUGAUUAUAUUACAUGCUUUCCUUCAGUGUUCACACAUUUUGUGGACAGGUAUUUUUGCAUUCUACCACAUAGAAAACUGCCUACAGUUCUUAAAGAACUUAGUGAUUAAAUUUCUACUUUGGUUUCCAAACAAGAUGAAAAAGGCUUUGCAAAAAGGUAUGAAUUAUGGAAAGUGGUUAGAUCUCAAAUGGAGUUCUCAAAAAAAUGUUGGAUGCUGUCAGAAUGAAAAAUGUAAAAAUGGAGGUCAGGAAUCUCCAUAAGCUGAAAGCAGUUAAGUGAUAUGAAUAGUAGAGUAUGGGAAUAAGAGUUGGAGCCAGCCACAUCCCAUUUUUCUGCUUUUAGUGGAAUGAAAAGGAGAAGUAGGAAAAAAAAGGAAUGUUGGAAAAACUGAGGUUGGUGGUGGCAGGCUGCUGAGUAAGAUGCCGAGUUAACCUUUUCUUUGAGUUGCUAGAGAGUCUCAGGAAUGGCAAUAUCGUACUCAGGACUUCUGAUAGCACUUCUUGGGUUGUUCCUGCUUCUGUGAAAUACUGUUUUUCCUUCAUUAAAGAGCAUGCAACUAACUUUGAGCAGGCUUUCAGGCACAAUACUAACCUGCUUAAAACUUUUUAAAUUAGAAUAUGCUCAUUUAUUAACUAUUUACAUUUCACUGACUUUGUUAAUCUUAGUCUGCAUCAUAUCCUAGGAGUUUUUCUUGAGAAGUUGGGAAGUAAGUCAUGCCAUGAGGAUAACUUUUACUGCAGUUGUGUCAAGGAGUUGCAGAUGAUGACCAAGGUCCUUUGCACUACUUGCUGUGCAAGCUCAACAAGGUCCCCAAACUAGCUCACUAGCUCUUAACAGUGCUGGGCACUUGCUUCUGCUAUUCUUUGGAGGAUUCUGCUCAACAUCAGGUUUUUCCUUCCAUACAGGCAGGCCUGUACAUCUCAAUGAUGUAGCUGUCUAAUAAAUGUAGGCUUUUUCUAUCAAAUAACAAUGUAUACUCUUUGCUCCUGCAUUUUUUGGAGCUGUCAUUGGCCCCUGUAUUGAGCAGAAUGAGAUGGAUAUGAUUUUGAGAGUUGUGGAGAAUAUGGAAUGUUUCUUGUCCUGAGAUGGCUUGAAAAGUGAGAGUCCAUGAAAAAUUCAACAUUAUGACAAAGUAUUAUUCUGCCCAAGAUAACAGAAAAUAGUUUGGCUCAGAUAAAUUUUUGCUGUAAUAUGAUCAAAAUGAUAAAUUGCUCUACUUCUAAAGUGAAAACUUAUUUCAAGCUGAUCUGUCUAGUCUUAAUUUUUUUUUAAGACUUAAGUUUACUUAACUUGGCCAAAGCCUUAAAUUGAGUGCCAUGUUAUACAGCCGUAAACUAAACUUUGAUUGUUGGGAGGAACAGCAUACUUGUUCAUAUUCCACUGGCCAGUUUAGAUCUAAGAUUGUGUUUAUUCAAUACCAGGAUGUUAAAAGAUAGAUUAAAACUAUUUUUCAGUCUAUUUCCACUGCUUUAUGCAUUCAGGUAAGUAACAUGGAUGUGAUGCAGCUGCAGGGUCACUGUGAAAAGAGGACUUCUCUUUCUUUUCCUGCUUCUUGGCUGCAUUGAUCUGUGUUGCUAAAUUCCUCCUACAGGAAACAGUGCUGUGCAAGAAGGGAAGUGCACGUUUGCUCCUUGCUUCUCUAGCUCCUGUAGACAGUGAUAGGCACUACAGCAGUAAUACCCAGUUCCUCUCAGUUCGAUAACCCUUUUUUUCCCUAAGUGGAGCUUUUCUUACGUCUUGACAAAUAUUUCUUUUUGUGUAUCUAGUCUCACCGAUCCCUUCAAAGGAUUUUAAUACUUUAUUGUAGGUUACCCAAAAGAUGUUUAAUUUGAAAGCAUGACAAGGAAGGAUAAUAAGUAGCAAUUUUGCAGCCGUCUUCCCUAACAAUUGGCCAUAUCCCAUCUCUAAAACAAUGAAGAGAGAAUAUUCAAAGUUUAAUGGUGAGUCCUUGCUAGCUCUGUAUCUGACUCCUGAUUCUUGGAUAUUAGAAGUGACUUAUGAGAAAUCUCAGUUGAGAGGAUUUGAGAGAGCAAGGACUACUUCCCCAUCAGAUGCAAAUAGUUGAUACCCUGUGACAGAUCCAAACUCAUGGUUUUUUUGAACUGUUGAAACUGUUAAAUUGCAGGCCCUUCUUCAAGUUAACCAUCACUCCAUUCUGAAAAGUCAACAAAUUUGGGACUUGCAGUGGAAGAGAACAAGUAUUUUCUUUUUCAGAACAGGAAAGUUUAAACUGACUAAUCAGGCUUUUUUUAGUAAAAAGAGAAAAACCAUUUUGAUACCUAAAUCUUUAAGUGCUGUCAGUGCUAUUUGAUCAUACAGGCAUUAUAAUCAUUGUCUUACUAGAUUUUUCUCAUCAGAUAAGCUCAUUAAGCUUAUCAGUCAUACUCAAAUAGAAAGAAAACAUUAGCAGGGCAAAUCCAAUGCUGAAAAAGAUGCAGCAUUUUUAAAGUUGAGUAAGUUAACAUUGUCAAAUGUUAUAAGAAUAAUCUAUUUGGCAUUUGUGGACAAAAGAAAUUUUGUAAAAACAUACUAAAAAUAUCUUGCAGAGGCUCUAUGAAUGCUAACUUUCCCAGUGCAUUUUUGCAGCUGGAGUUCUUAAAUACAUCUUCAUAUAUUUUAUAUACCAGUGCAUUUACAGGAAGAUAGUCCUGUGAUAAAUUAAUGCCAAAUGGUCAAUUAACUAUAAAAACAAGGAUUCUUUUGUCAUGACUGCUGCUUGAUCAAUCCUCAUAUUAAAAGUGAAAAUGCAUGGAAAUGGAUCAAUAGGGGGAAAAAAGUGUACUGAAAAUCAAUGUAGAAAGAAAAUAUUGUCACUUCUUACAUUUACAGAAUGUUACAGAAUUUGAAACUUGAUGACAGUGUAUAAUAAAGUGGAACUGAAAGUUACUGAAA